Molecule: messenger RNA, 3747 nt
Organism: Sclerotinia borealis F-4128
Lineage: Eukaryota; Fungi; Ascomycota; Leotiomycetes; Helotiales; Sclerotiniaceae
Source: the annotation of a GenBank genome assembly
AUGGGGAAGUCGGUUUCGGGUUCAGGAAAAUGGGAGGAAUGGGCGGAGAAGAGGGCGAGAGCUAUCUGGACCAAUUUGCAGACGAACCAUUUGUGGCAGCGCAUGCUCAAGAAUACUUUGGCCACUACAAUCUGUAUUAUCAUUGCGAUAAUACCGCGAGUAGUGGAAAUAUAUGGGAAAGCCGCAUACCUCGCGCCAAUGACUUCGGUCUUUGGACACCCAGGGAGGCGCUUUGGGAUGAUGGCUGAAGCUCUAAUACUGGCUCUUUCAGGAACAAUGCUUGGAGUCGCCUGGUCUAUGCUCGCAUUAUACCUAUCGAGUCUCAUAUACCAUAGUAAUCCUCAAGCAGCAUUCACUAUCCGAGGUAUAUUUCUUGCGAUAGCGUUGCUCUUCCAUGGAUUCUUACGAUCACACACACCGCGUCUAUUUCUCAUGGUGCUACUUCUACUUAUUGUAGCUGUUGUUAGUAUGACUAGUACAGCUACCGCAGUUACAACACUUUCAGUCACUCAGCUUGUCUAUCCAAUCGUAACUGCUAUUGCCGUUUUACUUGCUGUGAACACCCUUGUUUUUCCGGAGUUCUCUAGUAGCUUUUUAGGAAUCACCACCAUCGAAACUCUUGGCGAAUCGGUUGGAGCUUUGCGGGAUGCCGGGCGAUACUUCAUUGCCAGUGCCAAAGGCUCGGAAAGUGCCAUUGCGGGUGAAAAUCCAGAAAUAAUUAAUAGUGCAGGUGGAAGUGGAAACGGUGAAGACCUCAAUAGACCUCCGACACUGGCAGAGAAACCUCCCGAGAAGUCCAAAUUCAACGGCCUGACCUUGAGGCAAAAAUUCCUAUCCAUUUUCUACAAGACACAAAAAGCGCCAGAGCCAGUUCCAACAAGCGUCGAGGAGGGUCUUCAACCAGUGAAGUUGAAAUCUUUGACAGACAAAAAGGCUAAACUACGUGCCAAACUGGCAGGAUGCAAGGCAGCUCAACAAGAAUGUAAUUUUGAGCUUACGUGGGCCGUUCUUCCGCCGAGAGAUUUGAAACCUAUCAGUGAUGUCGAGAUGAAGAAACUUGUGGCUAACACAAUUGCUUUGAUCGGUGCUUGUGAGAGCAAAUAUGCAUUGAUGGGUGAUGAGAGUGAUAAGUCAGAGGCCGAAACCAAGGACGAAGCGCAGCUCAAAUCAGUGGCCGAGAAUGCUGGUGUCGAUAGUCCAGAAGCGGAGGAUUCAUCACGGCCAACGACAGAUAUGGAUACAAAUGAUGACUUAAGUUCAGAUGAGAAAAAGUCCCCAAGGAAGGAAAGGCGCAAGCAAAAGAAAAAAAGGAGAAAGGAUCGAAAAAAGGUUAAGUCGCUGAUCGAGAAGGAGAUGGAAAACUUGGAGUUGAUCAAGCCGAGGAGAGAAAUCGAGUAUGGUGAUGUUGAUUUGCUGAAGUAUCUUGUGCAGCGUAUUGCAAAACCAUUGUCCAAUCUUCAAGAAAAGAUUGACAGAAGUGUUGAUGUCGUUUCAUCAUCCCUCGCUUAUUGCUACGAUGUCCCUAAACUACCAUCAGGGAUUCGAGCACCUGCCGGCAUUCGACUUGAGGAGAUUGACAUUCGAGUCGAUGUCUUAAUUGAUGCGAUUGCCGAUUUUGAUAGAACUUCUGCAUCGGCUUUGGAAGGUGCUGCAGCGCUGCAUUAUUUUGGUGGGCCUCAAAUUGAUAUAAUGCCUCGCAUGGAGACAUUUUUGAUCUCCUCGUUCUUGUUGAAUCUACGACAAGCCGCCCUGCAUACUCUGGGAAUGCUUAGACAUUCUCGGGUUCUGGUCGAAAAACGACAGGAACGACAUAGCCGAAAAAGACUUUAUCUUCCUCAAAUCAAUUGGAGAAGGUGGCUUCACUCUGGUGGUGAAGCGGAUAUGUUAGCUUUACCUGACAGUGCACGAAAGGACGCAAGAACAGGCAAUAAAAAGGACGACGACACUGCGGAUGAUGGCGUAAGCAUCGAUAGUGGAAAAACAUUACUAGCUAAAAAGGACGUGGAGUCAGCAACGCCAAAAAAGGACACCCCCACACCAUCGCCUAAGAUCCCAGAACAAUCUGCAAACCGAAAGAAAAUAGGUACACGCAUGUUUCGAUUCCGAAACGGCUUAGCUGGCACAAUCGAAUACUUGGUUGGCAGCGAUGACAUCUUAUACGCUAUCAAGUUGACUGUUGCUGUCUUUCUUGUAACUUGGCCGGCUUUUCUUGUGCAGUGGAAUACUUGGUAUUCCUUGAACAGAGGUCUCUGGGCUGCAUUGCAGUUGGUGCUCAUAACAGAAGUUGCUAUUGGAACCUCUGUUAUGACAUUCAUGUUACGGGCUGUUGGAACAACAAUCGGAUGUGUGUGGGGCUAUGCAGCAUAUCAAGCUGGCCAGGGUAACAGAAUAGUCGCUGUGGUGAUCAUAGUGAUUGGCAUCAUUCCAUCCACCUACAUCCAACUUGGAUCUAAAUAUAUCAAAGCGGGCAUGGUCACAAUCAUCUCAAUGUCAAUAGUAGUUCUUGCGACUGAAGAUCAUACUGUUCCCGGUUCAGCCACCGAAAACUUUCUGAAACGGCUGAUUGCCUUCUUCAUUGGUGGAGUUGUCGCCCUCGUCGUGGAAGUUGUGCUCUUCCCAGUCAAAGCACGUGACCGUCUUGUGGAAUCUCUCGCCUCCUCUAUACGCCAAAUAACAGAAAUGGAGGCCUGCCUAGCGUAUGGUAUUGAGACGGAGAUCAACAACGUCAAUGUACAUUCUCCUGCAGUCAUAUCUCGCUUUUCUAUUGCUAAAGGUAAGGCCGAAGCCGCAUUGACAGCUGCAGCCACGUUCCUUCCGUUUUGCGCCCACGAACCACGUCUCAAAGGUUCCUUUGCUCCUCAUGCUCUUAUUUACGGGGAGAUUCUUUACGUAUUGCACGCUAUUGUAGAUCGCAUGGAGAAUAUGCUCAUUCUGCGUCACGAAUAUGGGUCCGGUGUUCUCGAGGAACUCAAUGCACAAGUCUAUCCCUAUCGACGUAAUGUUGCUGGAUCCAUAACUUUGAUUCUCUUUGCCGUUCACGAAGCCCUCACGACCAAGCUCCCCCUACCUCAAUUUCUUCCAUCCGCUCGCCUCGCUCAUCUUCGGAUGGUAAACCGUGUCCGAGAAGUCGUUCUCUCCUCUUCGGGUCACAUCAAAGAAUCUUCCCAUGAACGCUCAGAGAUAGAAGUCUCAAUGGUUAAACGAUUUGUGCGUCAAAAAUUCUUAUCCUGGAAUGCCGCCUCCGCUGGUCAAAUUGAAGUCAUCGAAUAUCUAGAAGAGCUUAUCGAUCUAGUAAAGCUAUUGGUGGGAGCAAAUGAGUUUAGGAGCGGAUUAUUGACGAGAGGCAGUUAUAGGGAGUGGGUAGAUAAGAUCCAAAGACCCGAUACAGUAGAAUCGGAAAUGCUACCCGCCGAUGGAACUAUGGAGGAAAAACAACCGGAGAUGACAUUGAGUCGAAAGAGAAGGCCUACAUUUAGUAGUACGAGAGAGAAAAUCUUUGGGCCAAGUGUCAGUAUCGCCACGGGUGCACGCCCUGAUACUGCAAGGCCUGGUACGGGGGUAAGGACUGCAACGACAGAGAAAUUGGAGGUGGAGAAACAGAAGAAGGAGAUGGAGGUGGAAUUACCGAGAGUUUUGCAGAGGGUUCGGACGAGAAGGAUGGAUGAGAUGAAGGUUUUGGGAGAGAGGAGGGGUAAAAAGGAUACAGGUAGUGGUAAUAUUGGGAAGGAAAAAUUUAGGGGGAAAUAA